UCCCCGCACCUAAACCAUCACCACAACCACAAACUUCAGGUACUUCCAAGAUAGAUUAUACUUCUACAAAGUGCCAGGAAACUCAAAUGGAAAGAUGAGCCUUCAGGUCUACAGGGACGAGAUUUUGGAAAAGGUUGUGAGAACCUGGCUUGAAAACGAAGGACCUGAUGCUUUUGUGCUAGAAGAAGACAACGAUUCAGGCCAUGGCACAGGAAAGCAGAAUAUUGUGAGAGCUUGGAAGACAGCUCAUGGGCUAAAGUCUUACUUUAACUGUCCUCAAUCCCCUGAUCUUGUUCCAAUCAAGAAUGCCUGGAGUGCUCCAAAGGAAUGGAUUGCGCAGUUUGACAGCUGGGAUAACGAUUCACUUCAACCUAGCAAUCGAAGGUUGGAAUCGACUUACACAAGAUACAAUUUAUAGCUAGGGAGAUAGCAUUCCGCAACACUGGGAUGACUGCGUGGAAAGUGGUGGGAAAAUAACUGGUUGGUAGGACUAUCAAAAUUGUAUAUAGAUUGCUAGUAAAUUUGAUAGUAGCUAGC
Messenger RNA from Phialemonium atrogriseum, 537 nucleotides. RefSeq lists its product as uncharacterized. NCBI's taxonomy places the organism in Eukaryota, Fungi, Ascomycota, Sordariomycetes, Cephalothecales, Cephalothecaceae. The record is from RefSeq and is a predicted model, not a curated record. Bases 95 to 418 code for a protein of 107 amino acids. The transcript has a single exon. Gene Ontology annotation, molecular function: nucleic acid binding.